This is a messenger RNA of Calypte anna (Anna's hummingbird), 2918 nucleotides long. It is a transcript of the gene MKS1, whose product is annotated as MKS transition zone complex subunit 1. Lineage: Eukaryota; Metazoa; Chordata; Aves; Apodiformes; Trochilidae. Gene Ontology annotation, cellular component: MKS complex. The coding region runs from base 16 to 1707 and encodes 563 amino acids. The record is from RefSeq and is a predicted model, not a curated record. Gene Ontology annotation, biological process: cilium assembly. The transcript has 18 exons.
GCGCGAAUCGCGGCCAUGGCGGAGCCGCUUUGGGCCGCGGGCGCUGCCGGCGCCGUUUAUCGGUCCCGCGAUCCCGUCCGCAACCUCCGCCUCCGGGUCCGCAUCCAGCGGGUCACCUCGGCCGGGCCCCUGCUGCCGGAGGCUCCGCCCGCGCUGUCCGGUCCGGGAGGCCCCGAGGCGCUGGCUCUGGCAGAGCAACCGCAGAAGGGUGCCCGGCAGCCCCCGGACGAGGAGGAGGAGGCGGAGGUGGGGUGGCAGGAGAAGCUCUUCAGCCAGUUUGAGGUGGAUCUUUACCAGAAGCAGUCAGCCUGCCAGACUCCACUGGAGCGUCAGUACCAGGAGGAGAUCACGAGGCUGGGGAGGGUCGGGGGCCGACAGAACCGCCGCAUCUUCACCUACACUGACCACGACAGAUUCACCAACCUGGAGGAGCACUGUCAGAAGGUAACAGACUCAGAGCAGGAGGUGCCAUCAUACCUGGCAGAGAGGAUGGCCAAUGUCAGGAGGAGAAGACAAGACCGUAGGCCCAUAGAAGCAAGUUCUCUGAAGACAAAAGUCAUCACCUGGGAGCCCUCAGAGGAAUUUAUAAAGAACAACCAUGUGAUUAACACUCCUGUCCAGACCAUGUACAUCAUGGGGGAUCUGGGACCUUACGGGAAGCUUGGUCACAGGGAGUAUGAACAUGUUCUUUGCACAAUCAAGGUGGAUGGCAAUGGGGUGAUCACAGUGAAGCCUGACUUCACUGGCACCAAAGAAGCCUACAGGAUCAAGCUGGAAGGAGAGAAGCCAGAGGUGUGGAAAUACACCAUUGAGAAUGUGUCUGCCCCAGUGCAGCCAGAGGAGGAGGAACGUGAGCAGUGUCUGUUCAGAGAUCUUUACAGUCGGCACAAGGAAUAUCUCAGUGGUCUUGUAGGCUCAGAAUUUGAAACUACUCUCCCUGGUACUCUGCGACUUUUUGUGAAUGGGGAAAUAGUUUCAGCCCAAGGCUAUGAGUAUGACAACCUCUAUGUUCAUUUCUUCCUGGAGCUGCCUGACCAGUGGUCAAGCCCUGCCUUCCAGCAGCUAUCAGGAGUGACACAGACCUGUGCCACCAAGAGAGUUGGCUGGGAUCAGGUGGCACACUUCUGCUACCCCUUCACUUUGGAGAUGUUUUUCACCCAAGGAGAUGAAUCAGAAGACAGUCUGCCACAGUGGCCUGUUCUCUACUUUGAGGUCCUUUCCCUGGAUUUCUGGCAGAGGUAUCGUGUUGAAGGGUAUGGUUCCUUGGUGCUGCCAGCAUCUCCAGGUCUCCACAUGCUCACCAUCCCUACCUGGCGCCCCGUGGAGCUGGGCACAGUCGCUGAGCUGAGGAGAUUUUUCAUCGGGGGUUCUCCUGAGCUGGAGGACAUAACCUAUGCCAGGAUACCAUCAACCUUCAAGGGAGAGCGUCUGAGCCGCUUUGGAUUUCGCACCCAGACAACGGGGAGCAUCACGUUCCGGCUGUACUGCCUGCAGCAGUCCAAAGCUUUUCUGGAAACCAGUGCCCUGAGGCAGCGCAUGCAGAGUGUACUGGACCGGCUUGGAGGCUUCAGCCAGCAGAGCUCUGUCUACAAUGUUUUGGAGGCUUUCCAGAGGGCCCGGCGCAGGAUGCAGGAAGCACGUGAGAGCCUUCCCAAAGACCUCAUCGGCCCCUCUGCCUCCACCAUGCAUCAGUCCCAGGAACCCUGAUCAACCACCUCCCCUCAGCAUCUGCUCCCCAGCACCAGCUCCUCUUCUUAGCAGGAGUCACAGUCCUGAGACUUAAAUACUGAUGUGGGGAGCUGUGAGCCCUCUAACGCCUUUUCAGGAGCUGAAUAGGGAAUUAUUAGAAAAAUGUGAAGUCUGCAUGACUUGGUAAAUUUAGUUUUCUUCUUAAAGAAGAGAAUGAUGUGGAAGGAGUGAAUUCUAUUUGUUUUCAUGAAAUGAGUAGAUGACUUCUUGAGAAGUGCUGAUGGUUGUUGUUAGCAUUUGUAGCUGCCAGUCAAUGGUAAAAUGAACACGUCCACUUGUGCCUUAAAGUUGAUUCCUAGAGAGAGAGCUCUCUGGGCACAUGUAAUGUUUGAAAUCAAAGCAAAGGAAUGGUGCUUGGCAGAUGGAUAACUGGAGAAAAGGGCUAUGUUCUCUCUUCUGCUGUUUGCACCCAUAACAUUUCCGGCUCUGCCAGGAGGAGCAGGAGGAUUCGUUGUGCAGGAGCACAGCUGGGAACACGAGGUCCUCUGAGUUUGUAGCAGAACUUUGGCUGGGGCUGAAUGGUUUGGAGACAAUGAGAGCAGAUUAUAACAUUUGCACAGCAGCUGAACUUUGGACUUUUCACGCUGCUCACUGGAGUUGUGGUUCAUUGUUCUGGAUGCACUGAUUCCUUCCUGUACCUCCUUUUUACAGUUUCUUCUGCUUUUUUCUCAGAGUUUCUCUUCCCCUGUUUUUGUUCUAAUCCUUAAUUCCCAGGAGUGAGGCUUCUUGCAGGCUGACUGGGCUCUGUUGGUUUAUUUGUGCAUGAGCCAUGUUUCCACGUGCUCUUUCCCUCUGCUCCCAGCACAAGGGAUGGGAAGAAAAAUCUUAGGCUGAGAUGAUGCAGGUCUGAAUGUGUAAAGUUAGAACUCCUGGGCAGGGUAUGGAAUAGGAGCUGGCUUUCCUGCUUUUGCUCUGCACCUUCCUCUUUCACAGCAAAGGUGAGCUUUGCAGCUGUGUGUGUGAUUGUUACAGCAUCCCCCUCUUCCCUGAUGCUCCAUUGUCUUCCUCACUUUCUCACUCACAUAAUGUAAGGACAUUUUGAUCUUGUCUCAGCCUUCACUGGGAAAACCAAAGCUCCUGGGUUGCUUCCUCCUUGACCUUGUUUCAAUUCCGAGAUCUGUUUGGCAGCUUGAAUGUACCUGGGAAUUUCAAUAAUAAAAGGAUUUUUG